GAGGCAACGCAAAACACCGUUUACGGUGAGUUUCAGAGCUCGAAAUCGCUACCGACAUGAUGAUGUUAACUAAUGGUAAAUAGGUGGAUAAAAUAUUGUGGAAAAAUAUGGUGCACGACGAUUUACGAGUGGAGUGGAUCCGACAGCGGGUGUCUGCUGGGUUUAAUUUAAGGAAAUGUCCCGACUGUUUCGAUGAACUGCUCAGUCGGAGAGAUGGAGAAGAAGAAGAGAAAAUUAUCCGUUAUUUGAACUUCGUCUCCGAGGAAGACUCUCCAUCGUGUCUUCUGUUUUUCAAAACUGUUAGAGAGGAAGAACGUGAAGUCGAAGUUCCCGUCGAAAAGAAAACUGGAGAUCCUGACCCAAGUGGGGCAGAGAACAUCACCGACUUCAUUACAAAUGAUGAUAGGGACAGUCAUAGGACUGAGAUAAAUCUGGUCUAUCACACUGAGCUUCACGUAGCUGUCAACCAGUACCCACAGAGAUUUUUGAAAUCUUGUGUCUUCUACUUUCUCAGGAACACAAAGGAGACUAUUGUUGAACCACUGGACAUGAAUGAGGUCAAUAUCAUGAUGCCCUCGCUGUUUGACAUCGGCAUGCAUUGUGGAAACCCUCUUCAGGUGCUGCAAAGCAAACUUGCCCACGUCUAUAUACCCAUGCUUACUGCCAACCAAAUGGCAGUAGCUGGAGCAGGUGAUCAAAGUGAGGAAGUUUCUCAUCAGGAGAAGAUGAAUGGGAAGAGUGAGGCAGAUGAAACAAAGAGUUUAGUGAAGCCAAGUGGACAAUUUAUUGUUCGUGAUGAGUUGCUCAACAGAACGCAUAAACAUUUGGGACUGCUGAACACGACUCUCCAACACCUUCAGCUUGAAGAUGGGAUUUUACUGCACAUUCCUGAGCUGGAGUUGGAAGACCUGCCUUCGAAUCCAGAGAUGGUAGAAAGCUUGGAGCAGUGCUUGAUGAACUGGCAAACGCAAAUAACCAUUGUUAUUGAGGAGCAGAAAAACAAAAAACCACAGGCGCCUGGUCCUUUGGCUGAGAUAGCACUUUGGCAGGAACGUGCGUCUGUCCUUAAUGCUCUGAGUGAACAGCUUAAUCAUCCUGCAGUAGGGAAGAUCGUGGAGGUGAUGACCAAAGCAGGUGCAGGCAUUGUUCUUACACUGGAGGGAGCGAUUGCUGAACUUACUAAAUACCGUUUGGAGUCAGAUGAGAAUUUACGCUUCCUCAAGACACUAGAAAGGCAUUUCAUGAAUCUGGCUACUGGAGCAAAUUUUGGUGUGAUCUUGGAGACCAUCCCUCCUUUAAUGGAGAGCCUGCAAAUUGUAUGGAUGAUCUCCUACCACUAUAACACGAACGAUUGUAUGGUCCCCUUAAUGGAGCGAAUUGCCUGGCAGCUGUGUGAACGUGUGACUCAAGCCAUAGAUGUCCACACGCUGUUCAAAAACAACAGGGAAGUUGCCAAAUCCAAGGUCUACGAAGCUAAGCAGGUUUUAAGUCAGUGGAAGACAUCCUACUUUGAGAGGCGUGCUGAAAUUGAGCAAUUAAGCAAGGCUUCACGUUGGGAGUUUGACCGUAAGAAACUGUUUGAGAAGACUGAUUACAUUGCUUCUGUCUGCCAGGAUCUGUACAAUGUUUUCCAGAUUUUGGAGGAGUUUUACAAUAUCUUUGGCCCAGAGCUAUUGAGUGUGACAGGUGACACAAAACACAUUGAUGAAGUGCACCGCACAGUGGAAAAUCUGGUUGUGCCCCUUGAGGAGGCUGUUUUUAGUCCUUUCAACAUCUCUAAGAUGAGCAGCUGGAAAAUGAUCAUGCAAGACUUCAACACGGCGGUUCAGGCUAUUGAGGCAGAAGCGAUGCACUUUAUUGAUGAGUCUUUUAAGACACUGCGCUCUUCAACUGAUGCCUUUGACAUGCUGCUGAAGUUUAAACACAUUCGCACCAGAGAGGUCAUCAGUAACCAUCUGAUGAAAAAGCUUGACGAUAUCUUGGAGCAGUACUGCAAGGAGGUGGACAGGACACGGGAAAUUUUUGAGACAAUGAAAGACAAACCACCGUUAAAUAAGAAUGAGCCUCCUGUGGCUGGGGCAAUCAGAUGGACACGAUUUCUAUUCCAUCGCAUCAAAUAUGCCAUCCUCCCCUUCUUGAAAGUGCCGGAGAUGUUGGACUGUGAAAAGAACAAAGUGUUUGCUCAGGCCAGAGAGAAGUAUGUAGGAAUGGCAGAGCAGCUGAAGGACUAUGAGGCAGCAAAAUAUGAAAGCUGGAUGGCGGAGACAGAACAUAAUUUGCCUUUGCUAAUGAAAAAACCCAUUUUGGCCAUGGUUACCAGUAAAAACUCAACCCAAACAGAACUAGAUGUCCCGCCACCUGAAAGUUGCACACCAAAGGCUUUGCGAUACAUUGUGAACUUUGCUCCGGAGAUUAAAGAAAUCAUUUCUGAGGCUUACAGUCUUGAAGCCCUGGGCUACACUGUGCCUGAUCUAGCUCAAAAUGUUGCACUUCAGGAAAACAAAUUCAUCAGGUAUGUCAGUGAUCUGAGCAAGCUUAUCAACCGCUAUCACUCUGCAUUGGACAGUUUGAAUGAAGCACAUGUCGUCAUGCUGGCUCCACAUAUAAAAGUAGUCAAAAAAGACAUCAGUUUGGGAUUCAAAAGACUCAACUGGAAUUCCUUGGGCAUCCCGGAUUUCAUCAACCAAAGCCUUCAGACUGUAACUAAGUUUGAGUUUGUCGUCAAUCAGAUUCAUGAACAUGAGAAGGCUAUUGAUUCUAAGUUGCAGUCCAUGAUGAUGGCCAACUUACUGAAAUUUCCAUCACCAGAUGCCUCAAACGACUUACCAGCUAUUAAGGAGUUCUGUGAACACAUUGAGCGAGAGCGAGUCAAAACUGUGACGAUGCUUGCCAAGAAGUAUGCUGACAUUGGAGUCCUUAUAACUAGCAUAGAACAGCUGAGUGUGGAAACCAGCACUGGCAGAGCCAAAUGUAUGGUAGAUUAUUACCAACACUGGGAACACAGAAUACUGGACACUCUUACAAAGAUGGUGCAGAGAAACAUUCAGGCCUUUAAUAUGGCGCUGAUGGGAGAUAAAGCUCUAUUUCAAAUCACCGCCAUCCUGUCUGCACCUAAGAUUGUGUUGCAGCCCCAAAGCAACGAGAUCUACCGCCUGCUCGUGCAGUGUAUCACAGACUGUGUAGUUAGCACCAAGCAAUUUGUGCGUUGGAUGCAUGGGACCUGCAUUAAGUGCCCUCCACAACAUGUGGGUGCUGAAGAUAAGCUGGUGACAUUUAAUUUCUACAGUGACCUGUCCCAGCUUCCUCAGAUCAAGGAGAGCUGUGUAACUGUAUCUCAGAGUAUCCAGCGUCUGCUUUUCUCCAUUGAUCAGUACCUUUACCACUGGAAGCGCUAUCGGGUUCUUUGGGAAAAGAACAGAACCAUCGUCAAUGAAAAGUUUGCUGCAAGGAAGCCGUCCUUUGUCAUGUAUGAUUAUAAGCUGCAGUCCCUUGCUCGUAUCAAGCAGGAAGUGAUGCUCGAGCCUCAGUUUAAGAAUGAGCACAGCGUAUGCCUAAACCUGGAACUUCUGGCCCACACUGUGAGCGAAAUUGCUGAAGCCUGGAUCAGUUCACUUGGUAGCUUACUCAACAAGCCUGCUAAAGAGGACCUCUUUAACUUGAGAGAUGAAUUCAUGCAACUGUCUAAGAAGCUGAAACAGAGUCCUGACACUUUUGACGACCUGAAGUCUGUCCUUGGCACCAUCUCAGCCAUCAAGAACAUGUCAUUAGAAGUGGAGAUGAGAAUCACAGAUAUCCAGGAACAAUACAGAACACUGGCCAUGUAUAAAGUGGAGGCAGGUGAGGAUGAAUGGGAGCUGGUGGCCUGCAUUAGCCAGAUGUGGAGUGACCUUUUCAUAGAAGCCAGACAAGUAGACCGAAGUCUGAAAGACGUCAAGAAAUCAUUUACUGUGAUCACAAAGGAGAAUAUCGAAGAGUUCAAACAGGAGUUGUUUGUCUUUGCCGAAAGCUUCAACAUGCAUGGUCCUGGAGCUGUAGGAGAUGAUUUGGAGAAAGGACUGGCCAUUAUGGGAAAAUACAAGGCAGAUCUUGCAAAGAUUGUAGCAGGUCAGCAGGAAAUAACUAAUGCUGAGAAGCUGCUGGACUUGUCAGUCACCACUUUCCCAGAAGUUCUGAACAUAAAGAAUGACAUGAAUGGCUUGAGACAGAUAUAUGAUAUAUAUAAAGCUCAGCAGGAUGCAAAGACACAGUGGUCUCAGACCUUGUGGAUAGAUUUAGACAUCCAGCUGCUACAACAGGGCAUUGAGGGUUUCAUCAAACGCUUAAGGCUGCUGCCCAAAGAAGUGCGGGCCAUGCCUGUGGCCUUUUUCCUAGACGGACGCAUGAAGGAGUUCAGAGAGUCUCUGCCUCUUUUACUGGACCUGAAGAAUGAGGCCCUCAGAGACAGGCACUGGAAGGAACUGAUGGAAAGGACUGGCACCAGCUUUGAGAUCAACCCUGAAAGCUUCACACUGGAGAACAUGUUUGCUAUGGAGUUGCACAAAUAUGCAGAUGUCAUAGGCGACAUUGUCACCUCGGCUGUAAAAGAGCUUGGUAUUGAGAAGGGAGUAAAAGGAGUGGUAGAGACCUGGGAAAACAUGAAGUUCAAUGUUCAGCCCUAUUUCAAAGGCACUCAGGAACGUGGCUCCAUUCUGGGUGCAGUGGAUGAGAUCCUGCUGAAUGUGGACAAUGAUGCCAUGAACUUACAGAGCAUGGCUGGCAGCCGCUUUGUUGGACCCUUCCUUGGUACCAUACAGCAGUGGGAAAAAAAUCUGUCUCUUAUUUCUGAGACUAUUGAGGUCUGGUUGCUCGUGCAGAGAAAAUGGAUGUACUUGGAGAGCAUAUUUAUAGGAGGAGACAUUCGCUUGCAGUUACCUGAGGAAGCAAAGAAAUUUGAUAACAUUGACAAAAGGUUUAAAGACAUAAUGAAUGACACAGUGAGGAAUCCAAACAUUAAGCGCUGUUGCCUGAGAUUUGGAGGAGAGGAGUUGUGCAUAAAGGUGGAUUGGAUGUUGCUGUACCAGGGCAUGGUUGUACUAGCUGCUAACCAAGUUUGGUGGACCUGGGAGUUAGAGGAUGUCUUUAAAAAUGUGAAGAAAGGAAAGAAGCAUGCACUUAAGAACUAUGCUGAGAAAAUGCACAAACAGAUUGAUGAGCUGGUGUCACGCAUUAUUCAGCCUUUGAAGAAAAAUGACAGACGAAAGCUCAACACUGUGCUCAUCAUUGAUGUCCACGCAAGAGACAUAGUGGACAGCUUUGUGCUAAAAAGCAUAAUGGAUGCACAAGAAUUUGAAUGGGAAAGCCAGCUGAGAUUUUACUGGGUCCGGAAAGAUGACAACUUAUUUGUGCGCCAGUGCAGUGCAUCUUUCUCCUAUGGCUACGAAUACAUGGGGUUGAAUGGGCGGUUGGUUAUAACCCCACUGACAGACCGGAUCUACCUCACUCUCACACAGGCACUGUCCAUGUACUUGGGUGGAGCUCCUGCUGGACCUGCUGGUACAGGAAAGACAGAGUCCACCAAGGAUCUGGCUAAGGCUUUGGGCCUGCUCUGUGUUGUUACAAACUGUGGUGAGGGCAUGGACUACUUGGCAGUGGGCAAGAUCUUGUCUGGCCUUGCACAGUGCGGAGCUUGGGGCUGCUUUGAUGAGUUCAAUCGUAUCGAUGCCUCAGUGUUGUCAGUGAUCUCCUCCCAAAUCCAGACUAUCCGCAAUGCUCUCAUUCUACACCUUAACAGGUUUCAUUUUGAAGGGCAAGAGAUCAACUUGGAUGACCGCAUAGGAAUUUUCAUCACUAUGAACCCUGGUUACGCAGGACGUACAGAGCUGCCUGAAUCCAUCAAAGCUCUCUUCAGGCCUGUGGUGGUCAUUGUGCCGGACCUGCAGCAGAUUUGCGAGAUUAUGCUCUUCUCUGAGGGUUUCCUAAUGGCCAAGGUGCUGGCAAAGAAAAUGACCGUACUGUAUAAGCUGGCUCGUGAACAGCUGUCCAAGCAGUCUCAUUAUGACUUCGGCCUGCGCGCUCUCAAGUCUGUCCUAGUGAUGGCAGGAGAGCUGAAGAGAAGCUCACCUGAGCUGAGCGAGGAUGUGGUGUUGAUGCGGGCUCUCAGGGACAUGAACCUACCCAAGUUUGUGUUUGAGGAUGUCCCUCUGUUCCUCGGGCUGAUCUCAGACCUGUUCCCUGGGCUUGAUUGCCCCCGUGUUCGCUAUCCCAACUUCAAUGAUGCUGUGGAACAGACCCUGGAGGACAAAAAAUAUGUCAUACUACCCAACCAGGUGGAUAAAGUGGUGCAGAUGUAUGAGACAAUGAUGACACGGCACACUACAAUGAUUGUGGGUCCAACAGGUGGAGGAAAAUCAGUGGUGAUCAACACAUUAUGUCAAGCUCAGACAAAAAUGGGACUGCAAACCAAACUGUAUCCUCUGAACCCUAAAGCCAUGAGCGUGAUUGAACUUUAUGGUAUUCUGGACCCAGACACUCGAGACUGGACUGAUGGGAUUUUAUCCAACAUCUUCCGUGAAAUUAACAAGCCUACUGACAAAAAAGACAGGAGGUACAUCCUGUUUGAUGGGGAUGUGGAUGCUCUGUGGGUCGAAAAUAUGAACUCAGUGAUGGAUGACAACAAGCUUCUGACUCUAGCCAAUGGAGAAAGGAUCCGUUUACAAAAUCACUGUGCUCUGCUGUUUGAGGUUGGAGAUCUGCAGUAUGCUUCCCCAGCUACUGUUUCCCGCUGUGGAAUGGUAUUUGUUGAUCCUAAAAACCUGCGAUAUACCCCAUUCUGGCAAAGAUGGGUGAACAGCAGACCUGAUAAGGAACAAGAAGUGCUUAAUAGUCUGUUUGAGAAAUAUGUCCACAGCUCUAUUGACAUGAUUGUGGAUGGUGUUGUUGAUGGGAAACAAGGAGAGAAACUUAAGACUGUUGUUCCCCAGACAGAUCUGAAUAUGGUCACUCAGUUGUGCUUAACACUGGAUGCACUUCUUGAGAGUGAAAACAGCACUCCCGAAGUCCUGGAGUGUUACUUUCUGGAAGCUCUGUACUGUUCACUUGGGGCUACAUUGCUGGAGAGUGGUAGGAUCCAGUUUGAUGAGUUCAUCAAAAAGCUGUCCUGCCUACCUACAGUUCAUGAUGAGAAAGCCCGGGCUGCGCCUGGUGAGAUCCCAGGAUACCUCCCAACCUUGUAUGAUUUUCACUUUGAUGGAACACAGGGGAAGUGGGUUCCCUGGAAUUCUCUGGUCCCCAAAUACAUCCACAACCCUGAAAUGAAGUUCAUUGAUAUCUUAGUGCCAACUAUUGACACAACAAGAACCAGUUGGAUCCUGGAGCAGAUGGUGAAGAUAAAGAGGCCGCUGUUACUGGUUGGAGAGUCUGGCACUUCCAAGACUGCCACUAUUCAUAACUUUAUGAAGAAUAUUAAUGCAGAAACAAGUAGUACUCUUGUCAUCAACUUCUCCUCUAGAACAACAUCAUUGGAUCUGCAGAGAAACCUCGAAGCCAAUGUGGAGAAAAGGACUAAAGAGACCUAUGGACCUCCCAUGGGGAAGAGACUCCUGAUCUUUAUGGAUGACAUGAAUAUGCCAAAGGUGGAUAACUAUGGCACACAGCAGCCUAUUGCGCUUCUAAAGCUGCUUUUGGAUCGAGGAGGAAUAUAUGACAGAGGAAAGGAGCUUAACUUCAAAAUCCUCAAGGAUCUUGGCUUUAUUGCUGCCAUGGGAAUGGCAGGAGGUGGGCGAAACGAGGUGGAUCCUCGCUUCAUCUCACUCUUCAGUGUCUUUAGCGUCCCCUUCCCUACAAUGGAGUCCCUCCACCUUAUCUACGGUUCUAUUUUAAAAGGCCACACCAGGCUGUUUGAGGACACCAUACAGAAAGUUUGUGAUCAGGUCACGUCCUGCACACUGGAGCUCUACAACACCAUCAUCAAAGAUAUGCCACCCACUCCCUCCAAAUUCCACUACAUCUUCAACCUGAGAGACCUGUCAAGAGUGUACAAUGGACUCACCCUCACCAAACCGGACAGGUUUUUGACUGUAGCCCAGUUUGUACGUGUGUGGAGAAAUGAGUGCUUGAGAAUCUUCCAUGACAGACUCAUUGAUGAAACUGACAAAGCUUUGGUCCAAAGGCACAUAAACAACAUGACUGAGGAGCAUUUCAAGUCAGACAUGGAGGCAGUUAUGAGAGACCCAAUUCUUUUUGGAGACUAUAGGACAGCCCUCAGUGAUACUGAACCAAGGGUGUAUGAGGACAUACAAGACUAUGAUGCUUCAAAAGCCCUGUUUCAGGAAAUCUUAGAGGAAUACAAUGAGAGCAAAUCGAGGAUGAACCUAGUGCUCUUUGACGAUGCUCUGGAACAUCUGACCCGAGUUCACCGCAUCAUCCGUAUUGAUCGUGGCCAUGCUCUGCUUGUUGGUGUGGGGGGCUCUGGCAAGCAGUCCCUUACCAAGCUGGCUGCCUUUGCUGCUGGCUGUGAGGUAUUUGAGAUAACGCUGAGCAGAGGAUACAGUGAGUCUAACCUCCGUGAAGACCUAAAAACUCUGUACUUGAAGCUUGGCAUUGAGAAUAAGAAGACCGUGUUUCUUUUUACUGAUGCUCACGUUGCUGAGGAAGGCUUCUUGGAGCUCAUUAACAACAUGCUUACCUCAGGCAUUGUUCCUGCAUUGUUUCCCGAUGAUGAGAAAGAAUCCAUUCUCAACCAGCUUCGAGACGAAGCUCUUACAAUGGGAUCAGAUCCCUCUAAAGAGAGUGUGUGGCAGUACUUUGUCAACAAGAGUGCCAACAAUCUACACAUUGUUUUAGGCAUGUCUCCAGUGGGAGAUACCCUGAGGACACGCUGCAGGAACUUCCCAGGACUGAUGAACAACACUGUAAUAGAUUGGUUCCUUCCAUGGCCUCCGCAGGCAUUACUUGCAGUAGCUCAGUCUUUUCUUGGUGAAAGUCCGAUGAUACCAGAUGCACACUCUGCAGCUGUUAUAGAUCAUGUAUGCAUGGUCCACAGCUCUGUGGAUCACUACAGCAAGCUAUUCCAGCAAAAACUCAGACGCUGCAACCACGUAACUCCAAUGAACUACUUGGACUUUAUUAACACCUAUUCCAAACUCUUAGAGGAAAAAGACCAAUUUAUUCUCGCUCAGUGCAAGCAUCUGGAGGGAGGUUUGGAUAAACUGAAGGAAGCCAGUGAACAGCUGGCUGAACUGAAUGUGAAGCUGGCAGAUCAGAAAGUUGUCCUGGCUGAAAAGUCCACGGCAUGUGAAGCCCUGCUGGACGAGAUUGCCGCCAACACAACAGUAGCUGAGGAAAAAAAGGUUCUGGCAGAAGACAAAGCUAAAGAGAUUGAGGAGCAAAAUAAAGUCAUAGCUGUUGAGAAGAAAGAAGCUGAGAGUUCCUUAGCUGAAGCUCUGCCAGCAUUAGAGGCCGCACGUAAUGCCCUGCAAGACCUGGAAAAAUCUGAUGUAACAGAGAUCCGAUCAUUUGCCAAGCCACCCAAACAGGUGCAGGUGGUUUGCGAGUGCAUCCUGGUGUUGCGUGGCAACAAAGAAAUCAGUUGGCAGUCAGCAAAAGGGAUGAUGUCAGAAGCGAACUUCCUGCGCUCCCUGAUGGAGAUGGAUUGUGAUGCGAUCACUAACAACCAGGUCAGGACAGUCAGGGGCUAUCUAAAGAACCUCCACACAAGCUUUGAGGAAAUGCAGGCCAUCAGUAAGGCCGGCUCAGGAAUGCUCAAGUUUGUCGAGGCAAUCAUGGGUUACUGUGAUGUUGCUAGGGAGAUAAAACCCAAAAGAGAAAAGGUGGCUCGCCUAGAGAGGAACUUCUUUCAGAGUAAGCGGGAGCUGGAGUGCAUUCAGAGUGAGCUCAGCAACAUACAGAAAGAAUUGCAGACUCUUAGUGAGAAAUACCAAGCUGCUAUUUGCGAGAAGCAGCAGUUGCAGGAGGAGGCUGAGGUGAUGGAGAGGAGAUUGAUAGCUGCUGACAAACUCAUCUCUGGGCUGAGCUCUGAGAAUAAACGGUGGACAAAUGAUUUGGAGGGAUUGAAGCAGCGGCGUGUGCGUCUCCUGGGUGACUGUUUGCUUGCUGCUGCAUUUCUGAGCUAUGAAGGGGCAUUCAGCUGGGACUUCAGGAAUGAGAUGGUAUACCAAAAGUGGGUUAAAGAUGUGCAGGAGAGAGGCAUCCCCUUGAGCCAGCCUUUCAAAGUAGAAAACCUUCUUACUGAUGAGGUCGAAAUCAGCAGAUGGGGCUCAGAGGGUUUGCCUCCAGAUGAAUUGUCCGUGCAGAACGGGAUUCUCACAACCAGAGGGAGUCGAUUUCCCAUGUGUAUUGACCCCCAGCAACAAGCCCUCAACUGGAUUAAGAAGAAGGAAGAAAACAAUAAUCUCAAGGUCUCAUCUUUCAAUGAUCCUGACUUCCUGAAACAACUAGAGAUGGCCAUCAAGUACGGGUUCCCAUUCCUUUUCCAAGAUGUGGAUGAAUACAUCGACCCAGUGAUUGACAAUGUCCUGGAGAAGAAUGUGAAAGGAGCAGAGGGAAGACAGGUCAUCAUGUUGGGUGACAAAGAGGUCGACUACGAUCCCAAUUUUAAACUCUACCUCAACACUAAUUUAGCUAACCCCAAAUACUCUCCAUCUGUGUUUGGAAAAGCCAUGGUCAUUAACUAUACUGUGACCCUUAAGGGGCUGGAAGACCAGCUGUUGAGUGUUAUCAUGGGGUUUGAGAAGAAGGAGCUAGAGGAGCAGCGAGAGUGUUUAAUCCAAGAGACAAGUAACAACAAGAAGCUGCUUAAAAACCUCGGAGACACCUUGCUCAGAGAGCUGGCCACAUCUACAGGCAACAUGUUGGACAACACAGAGCUCAUUGAAACACUGGAGAAGACGAAGCUGAAAGCCAGUGAGGUAUUUGAGAAACUAAAGUUGGCUGAGAAGACGUCCAAGGACAUUGAUAAACUUAGAGAUGGCUACCGUCCUGCAGCCAAGCGUGGCGCUAUCCUGUUCUUCGUGCUGACAGAAAUGGCUGUGGUGAACAGCAUGUACCAGUACUCACUUGCCUCCUACCUCGAAGUGUUUGACUUUUCACUGCGGAAAUCAGUGCCAGACCCCUCCCUUCCCAACAGACUAAAGAACAUCAUGAACACUUUGACAUACAGCGUUUAUAACUAUGGCUGCACAGGAUUGUUUGAAAGCCACAAGUUGCUCUUUUCCUUUAACAUGACCAUCAAGAUCGAGCAGGCAGAAGGGAGGGUACCUCAGGAGGAGUUGGAGUUCUUUAUAAAAGGUAAUCUAUCCCUGGAAAAAAGCCAGCGCAAAAAGCCGUGUGAUUGGCUUGCCAAUCAGGGCUGGGAAGACAUUGUGAAACUUGCAGAGCUCUUUCCCGAACAGUUCAGCUCUCUGCCUGAUGACAUCGAGAAACAUCCCACUGAAUGGCAAUCUUGGUACGACUUGGAUGGACCAGAACAGGCUCCGUUUCCCAUGAAAUACAAGGGGAACCUGUCAGCCUUUCAGAAGCUGCUGUUGCUGCGCUGCUUCCGGGUUGAUAGAGUCUAUAGAGCUGUCACUGACUAUAUCACUGUUAUCAUGGGAGAGAGAUAUGUUCAACCCCCUGUGAUCAGCUUUGAUGCAAUUUAUGAUCAGAGCACACCUUUCUCCCCCAUUGUCUUCAUCUUGAGCCCUGGCUCUGACCCAGCCGGUGACCUCAUGAAACUAGCAGCCAGAUCAGGCUUUGGAGGCAAGUUCAAGUUCCUUGCAAUGGGCCAAGGCCAAGAGAAGGUGGCACUAGAUUUAUUGGAGAAAGCAGCCUCUCGAGGUCAGUGGCUGAUGCUACAGAACUGCCACCUGCUGGUAAAGUGGCUGAAGGAACUGGAAAAGGCCUUAGAGAGAAUCACCAAGCCCAACCCUAACUUCCGCUUAUGGAUCACCACCAACCCCAUUAAAGAUUUUCCCAUUGGCAUACUUCAGAAAUCUCUAAAGGUAGUGACAGAGCCCCCCAACGGCCUCAAGCUUAACAUGAGAGCCACAUACUCUAAAAUCUCCCAUGAGGCCUUGACCACAUGCCCGCACCCUGCUUUCUCCAGCCUGGUGUUUGUUCUUGCCUUCUUCCAUGCUGUGGUGCAAGAGAGACGGAAAUAUGGAAAAAUUGGCUGGAAUGUCCCAUACGACUUCAGCGAGUCUGACUUUUCUGUGUGUAUGGAGAUCCUGAACACCUAUCUGACAAAAGCUCAUGACCAAGGAGACAUCAAUAUACCCUGGGGAAGUCUUAAAUAUCUUACUGGGGAGGUAAUGUAUGGCGGCCGAGCAAUAGAUAGCUUUGACCGCAGGAUCUUGACUGUCUACAUGGAUGAGUACUUUGGAGACUUCCUCUUCUACACUUUCCGGCAGUUCCACUUCUUCAAAAACAAAGAUGUAGAUUACAAAAUCCCUCCAACUGGACCAAAAAACGUCUAUGUUGAUGAGAUUGAAGCCAUGCCACUGGCAAACACACCAGAGGUUAUGGGUCUCCAUUCCAACGCGGAGAUAGGAUACUACACAAAUGCAGUUAAGGAGAUGUGGACUCACCUGAUAGACCUUCAACCUCAGACGGGUGAAUCUGGUGGACAGAUCAGCAGGGAUGAGUACAUCAGCCAGGUGGCCCAGGACAUUCAGAACAAGCUCCCGCAGUUAUUCGACAUGGAUGUGAUCCGGAAAAAGUUUGGCAUGGACAUUUCUCCGACCUCGGUGGUUCUCCUUCAGGAACUAGAGCGCUUUAACAAACUGGUGGUCCGCAUGCAGCUCUCUCUGGCUGAGCUGCAGAGGGCCUUGGCUGGUGAGGUGGGGAUGAGCAGCGAGUUGGAUGAGGUCGCUCGAUCCCUUUUUAAUGGUCACAUUCCGGUCAUUUGGAAGAAGCUGGCACCUGACACUCUUAAGUCUCUUGGUAACUGGAUGUCCCAUUUCAAAAGGCGAUAUGAGCAGUAUAACUGUUGGGUGAAUGAGGGCGAGCCAAAAGUUAUGUGGCUAUCAGGACUACAUAUCCCUGAAUCUUACCUCACUGCUCUGGUCCAAGCUGCGUGCAGGAAAAAUGGGUGGCCUCUGGAUCUCUCAACACUGUACUCAGAAGUUACCCAUCAUCAGAGUGAGGAUGAAGUCGCCGAAAGACCCAGACAGGGUUGCUUUCUGUCCGGCCUGUAUCUGGAAGGAGCCGACUGGGACAUAGAGAAGUGCUGCUUAGUGAAGAGUAAACCAAAAGUUUUGAUCGUUGAACUGCCCAUCCUCAGAGUCAUUCCCAUAGAGACGCGCCGCCUCAGGCUACAGAAUACGCUGCGGACACCUGUCUACACCACUUCGUUGCGGAGGAAUGCAAUGGGUGUGGGCUUGGUGUUUGAGGCAGACCUGUUCACCACCAUGCACCUUUCUCAUUGGGUACUCCAGGGAGUCUGCUUGUGCCUCAACACUGACUAAAGACAACUGUCAACGCCACUGAGCUGAUUACUUGUAGCAUAGUCAGCUGAAAAUGUUAGUUAAAGAUAGCAAUGUCUGCUUCCUGCUUCAUGUAGAAAAAUACUUAAACAUAGCCUGUGUAAUACAUUUUAUUUUAUUGUUGUUUUAUAACUUUAAUUAUUUGCCUCACUAGAUGGCAGCACAUAACAGAGGCAGUAGCUUCAGGCUGAUCAACAUCUCUAGGGAUUUGUCUUUGAAGCUACGGUUGACUAAUCUGCUGAAAUGUUAAGGCUGUGAAUGAAUAAAUAAAUGGUUUUUACUUGUGU
Messenger RNA from Neolamprologus brichardi, 13744 nucleotides. The record is from RefSeq and is a predicted model, not a curated record. Lineage: Eukaryota; Metazoa; Chordata; Actinopteri; Cichliformes; Cichlidae.